Messenger RNA from Micromonas pusilla CCMP1545, 573 nucleotides. RefSeq lists its product as uncharacterized. Gene Ontology annotation, molecular function: protein kinase activity; ATP binding. Gene Ontology annotation, cellular component: cytoplasm. Lineage: Eukaryota; Viridiplantae; Chlorophyta; Mamiellophyceae; Mamiellales; Mamiellaceae. Gene Ontology annotation, biological process: protein phosphorylation; signal transduction. The record is from RefSeq and is a predicted model, not a curated record. The annotation marks the transcript as partial. The transcript has a single exon.
GCGGAGGUUCUCGACGAGCUCGAACGCGAAGUCUCGAUCAUGGCGCGCCUGCGGCAUCCGAACAUCGUCCUCCUGCUCGGCGCGGUGCGCUCGCCGCCGGCGAUCGUGGAAGAGUACUGCGCGCGCGGGUCUUUGUACAGCGUCCUUCAGAGGCAUUGCAAGCCCGGGGUGCCGCCGCUUGAGUGGCGCGUGCGGCUUCAGAUGUCUCUCGGCGCCGCCGCGGGGAUGUGCUACCUUCACGCGUGCUCGCCGCCGAUCAUUCAUCGCGAUUUGAAAUCGCCGAAUCUGAUGGUCGACCGGUACUUCCGCGUCAAAGUCGGCGACUUCAACCUCUCGCGCGUCGCCGUCGCGAGCGCGACCACCGGCGCGCUCCCGGGCGGCAGAGUCGCCGCCGCCGCGCAGCACUCGCAAGGCGGUCUGCACUCGCCGCGGUGGAUGGCCCCCGAGGUGCUUCGCGCGGCGUCCUACAGCACCGCUUCAGACGUGUACUCCUUCGCGGUCGUCCUGUGGGAACUGCGCACGAUGAAGCUCCCGUGGGAGUCGUUGGGGCAGUGGCAGCUAAUGCACGCGGUC